AUGAACAAGUUUCGCCCGACCGAUUUCGUAUCGUUUUACGAGUUUGACCCAGCCUUGGAUAGAAGAUGCAUAUAUCUCACAAAAAGGAGAACUAGGUGUAUGCUUUCCUGUCGCCAAGAGGACAGAGACAGAGCCCAUAAGCUUUAUAUCCGGUUCACCACCACCGACGAGCUCCCUGACUUGGAGCAGGUCAAGGAGUACGCGAAACUAAACUGCUGUCGACGUUGGCAUCAUGACGCCAUUGAGGCCCAGGAAACUCUGGUACCACUGGCGGAGAGGUGGCUGAACGAAAUUCGACUGCGGAUGGACGAAUUAGCCGCUCAACUCCCCGCAAGGACAGCGUCGAUAACCACCACCAAAGGCAUUGCUCAAGCUGUCUCUCUCGAGCCCGCGGGCACUACCACUAUAUCCCCAUCACCAACCAGCAAACCACGCCCAGAGAACUCAUCGAGCUCCACCCGGCCCAGCAACCCUGUGCCUCCACAGUCCACACCACGAUACAAUCUCCGCAGCCGGCAGGUGGCCGGAUCUACAGCCCAGCCCAGCGCUCCGGCUCAUCUCCCCAAGUUCGUCGAGUACCACGCUGAAUCCAGGAAUAAUGUCGCCUCAGUCUUCAGCCGGCCAUUGGGAAAGGGUCGAGACAUGGAAUGCGGCUGGGUAUAUGCUUUUGCCCGCUCCUCAUCCCCAGGCCAUGUUAAAAUCGGCUGGACGGGGAAAUCGGUCGUACAACGCCUUGAAGCAUGGGCCAAAUGCGGGUGUCUGCCGCAGCUUGUGCACAGCACAGACGCCAUCCAGCAUUCUUAUCGACUCGAAGCCCUUGUCCAUUCCGAGCUAGCGCGAGAAAGGCGUAAGGAGCAACGGUGCGAACCCUGCAACAAGGAUCAUAUAGAGUGGUUCGAGAUCAGCCGGCAGAGGGCGACGCAGGUUAUUAAAAAUUGGACCAGAAUAUUUUUGACGAAGCCGUAUAAUCAAGUUGGAAAAUUAAAGGAUAUUUGGGUCCGCGUUAUAGGUGGUGUUGUUAAGGACGGCCGGGCGAUGACUGCAGAGGCGUUGUUGUCAUAUUACGGGUUGCUGUCGGCCAGUGAGUCUAUGAUAUCGACAGAGGAGGCAGGUCCAAGGCCAAAACCUGCAUCUGCUUUCGUGCAGUCCUCGGAAACAUCACCACUUUCAAACCUCCGGCAUCAGCCUGAGCCCAACCCUUUCUCGUUUAGGCAGCGAGAUACUCAGAGGACCCCAGCCUUGAUUCCCGCGCAAAGCGUCAAAAUUGCAUCCCCGUCGAGAUCAGCCCGCGCGAAAUCUCCCGCGAUGUCCCGUCAAGCGCACCCGGCCAGUUGUGCGCCUGACCAAUCCCGCUGGGAGUGCGUCCUCGACGCAUUGGGUGAAGCAGUCGCUUCAGAAAAUGCGUUGAACCAGUUAUUGCUGGAGUUGUUGAAAUUGACACAGGUGCCAAUGGUGCUUUUGCCACCCCAGGCACGUCUGGAGCAGGGCCGGCCGCCUUUUAGGGUUUUGCAAAGUCCUUUAUUUGUUAAGUAA
Messenger RNA from Pyricularia grisea, 1533 nucleotides. RefSeq lists its product as uncharacterized. The transcript has a single exon. Lineage: Eukaryota; Fungi; Ascomycota; Sordariomycetes; Magnaporthales; Pyriculariaceae. The record is from RefSeq and is a predicted model, not a curated record. Bases 1 to 1533 code for a protein of 510 amino acids.